Molecule: messenger RNA, 597 nt
Organism: Penicillium angulare
Lineage: Eukaryota; Fungi; Ascomycota; Eurotiomycetes; Eurotiales; Aspergillaceae
Product: terpene cyclase
Exons: 1
Coding region: 1-597 (198 amino acids)
Biological process (GO): triterpenoid biosynthetic process
Cellular component (GO): lipid droplet
Molecular function (GO): intramolecular transferase activity
Source: RefSeq, a predicted model, not a curated record
AUGAAUGGCCAUUCAUCAGGCUUCGCUCAGCCCUUGCUGAUUGUGCCACUUGCACUGAAAUGGCUCCUUGGAAUGCAGAACAAAGACGGGGGUUGGGGAGCCUUUGAUCGGGACAACAACCUGUUUCUGAACAAGAUACCUUUCAGCGAUAUGGAGGCUUUAUGUGAUCCAUCUACUCCAGACGUCAGCGGUCAUGUGCUUGAGGCCUUCGGACUCUUCUUGUCAAUUAGCAGGAAGCACAAGACGCAAGCUGAUGAAAGCAAACUGGUCGAUCAUCUGACAGCGGCCUCCCAAAGAGCGAUUGAUUACCUUUCCAGUAUGCAAGAGCCCUCGGGUGCGUGGUAUGGGCGCUGGGGUUGCAAUUAUCUAUACGGAACUAGUGCUGCCCUUUGUGCAUUGCAAUACUUUGUCGGUACUACAGAAAGCAACGCUUGGGUUGGGAGAGAUGACAGCAUUCUUGACGACGUUAAGGACGCAACACAAUGGCUCGAGUUCACUCAAAACCAGGAUGGUGGCUGGGGUGAGACACUACACCUUCAUCUUGACUGCGUGAGGUCACCAAUAAAGCAAAUAUUAUUUCUCUUAGCUGUCCAUUGA